AUGCAACAGCAAGACCAAUCCCUGUCGCAGCCCAAGACUCCAAGUGAAUACACUCCGAGAGCAUGGGGGGUCAUCUGUGGCGCAUCUCUCUCACUUUUCUGCUCAGUCGGUUUCAUCAACUCCUUUGGUGUGUUCCAAGAAUAUUACCUCCAGCACCAGCUCAAAGAUGAAUCCGAGUCGACAGUCGCCUGGCUCGGAGGUGUCAGCAUCUUCUUCAUUUUUCUCGGGUCGGUUGUGUCCGGGUCGUUGAUGGAUCUGUUUGGGCCCACGGUUAUAUUACUCGUGGGCUCAGUGGGCACGAUCUUCUCGAUUAUGAUGACGUCUCUCUGCCACGCCUUUUGGCAGUUCAUCCUCGCUCAAGGCUUUCUCAUGGGCAUCUGCAUGUCUCUCCUGGUCGUUCCCAUGGUUGCUGUCGUAGGGCAGUACAUCAAGGUCAAUCGUGCUGCUGCGAUCGGUAUUGUCAUUGCUGGCUCGUCGCUUGGGGGUGUGGUAUGGCCCAUCGUCAUCAAUGAACUGCUCAAGAAACCGAGCUUGGGGUUCGGCUGGACCAUGCGGAUUGUCGGGUUCAUCAUGAUUCCUCUGCUCAUGAUUACCUGCACCCUUUGUCGACCGGCACCCAACGCUCAGCCGGUUGCUGCUCAAACAGACAACGAAUCUGCGACGGCAGAGGCCAAACCUGCACCACAGCGUCGACCGGACUUUUCCGUGCUCAGUCGACCCGCGGUUCGCCUCACCUGCCUUGGCUUCUUCAUCACCUACUUUGGAAUGUUUUCUCCUUUCUUUUUCACGACCUCGUACGCGGUUCACGAGGGAUUCUCGGACGAUCUCGCCUUCUACACGGUCUCGAUCGUCAACGGAGCAUCCAUGUUUGGCCGAAUCAUACCUGGUAUCGUUGCAGACAAGUAUGGGAGGUUUAAUCUCUGCAUCCCUGCAGUCUUUGUAUCUGGGAUCAUCGCACUAUGCUGGACAAAGGCGACUUCUGUUGCCGGCUUGGUGAUCUGGUCGGCUGCCUACGGAUUCACUUCUGGUGCCAUCCUCUCCCUCCAGCAAGUCUGCGCUGUCCAGAUUUCAACCCCUCAGACCAUCGGCCUGACAGUCGGCGCGGUCAUGGCUGCUGCUUCCUUCUCUGCAAUGGCAAGUGUCCCAAUCAGCGGCGAGCUCAUAGGGUCGUAUGGCUACCUGGCUCUGUCGCUUUACUCCGGGGUCAGCCUGAUUAUUGGCAGUUUCCUCCUUUUGCUGGCGCGGUUCGCGCAGGAGAGGCGGCUGCUGGCUGUUGUGUGA
Aspergillus calidoustus is the source of this 1281-nucleotide messenger RNA. NCBI's taxonomy places the organism in Eukaryota, Fungi, Ascomycota, Eurotiomycetes, Eurotiales, Aspergillaceae. The record is from the annotation of a GenBank genome assembly.